AUGUUUGGAAUUGUCAUUAUAUUAAUACAGGGCUGUUUCGUCCCAUCUACAGUUAUCCGACAACCUGGUUCAGCUGCGGCCUUACUGUUUAACCUGCGAUUUACCCAGAUUAGCCCAAUGGUGGUCGUUGCACUCCCCCUUCUUUGGGGUCUUGUCACCCUACUUUCGCGGCUUGCCCAAGCUGGCCCUUAUAUACGAGACAAAGAUGCUGCAGGAUCAUGCACGGCAUCGGCUUUCUCAUCUGUCCUCCCCGCCGGGGCGGUCAUUGAGAGAGCUGAUCAUGUUGAUGCAGGCGGAAGCUACGGUGAAGGCGCAAAGAACUUGGGCUAUCCAAAUAACGUAACAAACUUGCCGGAAGUUUGCGCAAUUAUAGUGAAUGUCUCAUCAUCAUCAACCUCGAAUUAUCGAUUUGGGUUGUUCCUGCCCACAGCUGCCAAUUGGAAUGGGAAGCUCUUAACAGUGGGAAAUGGAGGGUUUCUCGGGGGCAUCAACUGGCGCGACAUGGGACCCGGACCUCACUAUGGCAUGGCGAGCAUUUCAACGGACACAGGGCACAACUCCGGAUCCGAUCUGAGCUGGGGUCUGAACAACCCUGAAAGGAUCAACGAUUGGGGAUGGAGGGCAAUUCACGGUUCCGUUGUCAUUGGCAAGACGCUUGUAAAGGCUUACUACCAAAAGCAAAUCAAAUAUUCCUAUUACAGCGGCUGCUCCACAGGAGGAAGACAAGGAUUAAAGGAGAUUCAACUCGAUGCGACUUCUUUUGACGGAGCUCUUAUUGGCGCGCCGGCAUGGGACCAAGUAGGCCUGAUGCCUUGGUUAUCCCGCCUUGGAACCCUUAACCUUCCAACUACAGAUCCUGGGUCUUUCACAGAUGUGAGCCAGUUUACACUCCUGGCCGACACUGUUAGAACCCAAUGUGAUGCCAAAGAUGGACUGACAGACAACAUCGUGAGCUCACCCGAGACAUGUGAGCCAGAUCUAUCAGUGAUACAGUGUGGAAAUGCUGGGGUCGAUGCUUCGAACUGCCUGACAGCAGAACAGGUCGAAACGGCAAAGAACGUAUACAGCGACUACAAUGAGUCUAACGGGCAACUGGUAUACAACGGGCUAGAGCACAGUUCUGAGGAUCAAUGGGACACCUACCAACUGUACGGGAACCCAGCCAAUUUUGACCAGCAGUGGCCACGGUUUUUCCUCUACAACGACCCUACAUGGACAUGGCAGGAGUACAAUGACACCGUUGCGGAUGACGCUAGGCGAAUCGACCCUGGUAAUGCUACUGCAGACAAGUAUGAUAUCUCUGGAUAUCGGGCUCGAGGGGGCAAAAUCAUCCUUUACCAUGGCACGGCCGACGGAAUUGUUGCAACAAGGUCAUCCAAGCUUUACUACAACAGAACAAGAGAAGAAAUUGGUGGGAGUAUUGAUGAUUUCUUCCGGUUCUUUUUAGUUCCCGGGAUGCAGCAUUGCUGGCUAAGCCCCUCUGCAGUGAAUGCACCGUGGAACUUUGUGGGAACAAGCCAGCAAGUCGCCUUGGGGUCAUUUUCCAAUGGAUAUUCCGUGCCCAACAAUAUCAAUCGACAACAUGACGCGAUGCUUGCAUUGAUGUCCUGGGUUGAAAACUCCACCAGCGUCGACUCAGUCAUCGCGACGGCGUGGAAAGUCAGUUCAGGGAAUCUCCAAGUUGCCAGACAAAGACCUCUCUGCCCAUACCCAAAGAAAGCGACGUACAAUGGCACAGGAAACCCAGAUCUAGCAACAAGUUGGGCCUGUGCGUGA
Neoarthrinium moseri is the source of this 1776-nucleotide messenger RNA. RefSeq lists its product as uncharacterized. Bases 1 to 1776 code for a protein of 591 amino acids. The transcript has a single exon. The record is from RefSeq and is a predicted model, not a curated record. NCBI's taxonomy places the organism in Eukaryota, Fungi, Ascomycota, Sordariomycetes, Amphisphaeriales, Apiosporaceae.